This is a messenger RNA of Paramuricea clavata, 3916 nucleotides long. The record is from the annotation of a GenBank genome assembly. Lineage: Eukaryota; Metazoa; Cnidaria; Anthozoa; Malacalcyonacea; Plexauridae.
UUUUCAUCUGUUUUGUUGAUGGUUUGUCUAGUUCGUCAAAUCCUUGAAAUAUCUUCAAUUGGACAGUUGGAAGAAACCCACUGGCAGAAUAAGGAUCAACUGAUCGUUGUAGAAUUUUAUGUUUCAGGGUAAAAUAUUGUUAGUUGUCCAUACAUACCACUUUCUAUGUUUAUUUACAUACAUGAUUACAAGAUAUCUUUUUAAUUCUAUUUCUAUAGGACACCUGAUUGUAACAGUUCAGUCGAAGAAUUUGAAGCUUUAAAUAGCAAAUAUGGAAUUGAGAAACAGGCUUUGUUUGUUCGAAUCAACUUCGAGUUAGAGCCAGUAAGCAAACAUUUUACUUCGGUGGCACAUACAGUACAGUACAAUCGUCAUAUACAGUAGCAAGCGUCUGUCACUUCUGAGAUCGUGGGUUUCCUUCUCUUCUCGUUGCGGACUCCUGACACUUAAGACUAUUUUGACUCAUGUCUAAUCAAGGAGCGCAGCUACGGUGGAAAGUCAAUUACUGUAGUAACUAUUCUCAACCAACCCUGUCAACAUUCCCUGUGGGAGAAACCGCGGAGUACCAGGUGAAAACCCACGACUUUCGAUGGACCUUUAACUCCCUCCCGUGACAGCCUUUACUCAUGAGAGACCUUAAGAUCUAGAUCUAAUGAAAUUAAUAAUAUUUAAGAAAAGAAAUGAAUAAUUAAAAUUCCAUGGGAGAUUUAGACAUCGUCCACGGUCUGGUUUACCGGCUGUAAACCAGACCAGUAAACCUUUUACGUCCUGUGUACAACAUUUGCAUUUUAGUACGUAAGAAGUGGACACUCAGCAAAUUGGUUCAGUAUUAAUGUGGAACUCUACUCAAUAAAAAACCUCCGUUUUGAACUCUUCAAGCUGUAUUAAAUUCAUAUGCGAUUGAUAAUAUACGAUAAGAUUUCUUUACAAUAAUUUAUUUGGAUGCAUUUGUUUUGGCCGUCGUCGUCGCUUUGCCGUCCUACAUCUUAAUGUCCCUAAUAGUCAGGCUCAGCUGCGUCCUUCGCAAUUCAACUUACAGUAGCUGUCAGCCUCUCAGCUGCGAGUAAGGUUUAUUAUCACACCACCACCCCACAUACAUACUGUACGUAUUACUGUACGCGACUAAACAAUAUAUGUAAUAUUCUUGGCGUUUAGGCUUGCAAAGAGAUUUACGAUGUAGAUGUUUUUCCUUCUUACAAGCUGUUCUGGAAUAAUGAGGUACAGUGAGACUUUCUCUAUUUUUAAGCUUCUCGUAAAGCGGUGGAGACUAUGGUGCCAGGUUUGAGAGGUAGAACUGCCCCCCCCCCCAAAAAAAAAAAAAAAAUUUUAAAAGCCUUUGAAUGAUAUUCAUGGCUAUAUGCAUUCAUGGACUAUAUGUAUAAAAGCCCGUUAAUUAACGCUUGCGAUUUUAGGUACGAUGUUCUUCUGAUUAUUAUGAACGAGUGGACGAGUUACGAAUGUUCAGAUAAGGGACAUACAGUAUACUCAGAACAUUCAUAACCCAUCUACUCGUUCACAUGCAUCAGAAGACGAAAAUCCCACUAGAAAUCGCACUAAAAGUGUGAAUAGGCCUUAACAAAUCUAUGACAAUACUUUUUUAAAAUAGAAAGAAGUAUUAAUAUGCUAUGGCAUUAUUUGAGCAAAUUUUCGGACUGGGAUUUAUUGUCACAUAGUCGAGAAUAUGUUGGCUUUACAUGCCUUAAAUUUCAUAUACAUAAUGACCUUAAUUUUCACAGCCCCCCCCCCCAUUAUUUUUCGAAUUACAGUAGUGUCUGCCACUGCCUUCAAACCCCCCUGUAGAUAAUACUAAACACCUCAAAAUGCUUUUUUCGUUCAGACAUUAUGUGAGAUUUCUGGUAUGGAUAAAGAGAAUCUGGAGAAAGCUAUCGUUGAAAAUCUUCGUGGUCCUGCUGCAGAACGCGUGGCUGAUAGAGGCAGUGAUGACUACUUCGAUCCAAGGUGAUCUCUGUUGCGAAGAGGUAACAACGUUGUCGUGCAAAAUGUGUAGAUCAGUUUAAAAUGAAAGUCUUACUUUCAUUUGAGCCGUUCACUUGAAGUACAAACGCGGUUAAUCAAAGUGAUUAGACUUUCAAAUGGCGUGAAAUCACGCUCAACUUUACUCGCUCGCUAAAAGCUGGGGAAAAGCUUGUGGCAAGUCUGCAAAAUAAACAGAAACAAACAUAGUAUGUGAUGAUAUGAACGAUUGGAAGCUGUCUUUUCGCCAAAAACUGUGGCUGUACGCCGUCUACCAGAACCCUCCGCCAAAUAUUUUUGGCUGAAGGGUGUCGGAAUAUAAUCAGUACCGGAACGAACGAAUCUCCGGUAUACAAGUCCUGCAGCCCUGUUUCAAUACGGAGUGAUAGGCGGGUCCAUUUAUAAACAAACACAAUAUUUGAUAAGUUGUGUGGUGAUAUGCUUGGUUAGCCACUCCCCAUUCAGUAGACGAUUCUGGUGAUACCUAAUGAACGAGGUACUAGUUGCUGGCUUACUAACAUCGUUUUCAUGUAUGAUAUGACUAUAUCUUAUGAAGUUAAUAGGCUUAAUCCAACAAUGAUUGCUAGCACUAAUAAAAAGCAGGCACCCACUCACUCACAGAUGAAUAACGUGAUAUCUUAUUAUACAGUACUCCUGCAUAAUUAUAACAUUGCUUUUUAUGUAAAAUUUUCCCUGGCCCCUGUUUAGUUUGCAAUCAAAGUUCUCAUAUUCAUGCAUUUUAGCUUUUUCAAUUAUGCAGAAUGAUAGGCGGGUCCAUUUAGAAACACUCACAAAUAUUGGAAAUGGUUAGGAGUUUUAUACAGAUUUAAUAUUGUAUAUAUAAUGUAGAACUUUUAUAUUAUUUUAUAAUCAUAUUUAAUCAAUAAACACAGAAGAUGGAAAAAUUUGAUUUAAUCUAAAUCAUCUUAGAUUAAUUAACAAGAAUAUCUUAUAAAUUAUGUGUGUAAAUGGAAAUUAAUCCUUUUGUUAUACAGUCAAGACCCAUACAGCAUGCUAUUUAUUAUUUUGAUGAGGUUGCUAUACCCAGAGAUGAACCAACUGUCUUGCAAUAGCUUGCCACAUUUUGCUGUAGUGGUACUGUAUAUUAUUAUACUGUCACCUACUACAACAUAAUGUACACAUUAAUUUAUUUGUACAGUACUGUAAUGUACUCUACACUUUGUGUGAAAUUAUAAUGAGCCUAUAAAGUCUACCCACGUUGAUGAGCCUAUAAUGUCUACCCAAUGUACAAUCAACUGUCUUGCAAUAGCUUGCCUUGGUAGAAGCCAUGAUACUGUAUGUAUGUUUUAUAUAUACCGUAGUUUAUACUUUAUAGCAUAAUGUGCACUGUACUGUAUUGUGUUAUUUAUAAUCUUGAUGAGCCCAAGUCUACCCAAUGUUCAAUCAACUGCCUUGCAAUAGCUUGCCUGGGAGGAAACCACAACGAUGGGGGUUUUGAAUGAUCAACAACUUUAAUACAAGCUUGUCUUACAAUAUCCAUACUAAACCAUUGUGCAUCCUCAAGUUCCUCCUUAUCUACAAUUACCCUGUCACUUGUGGCAUGAGCUAGACAGCCAAUCAUAAGCUGGGCAGGAUAUGGCCAGAACUGAGAAGAAUGGUACUCUACCAGACCUACAUGGAUACCACUCUCUUCCAGCACCUCACGUCUGACUGCAUCCUCAAUUGACUCGCCUGGUUCCAUAUAUCCUGCAAGACAUGAAUACAUCCCUGCAGGGAAGGUAGGUUUACGGCCAAGUAAACAUUCCGUGCCAUCUUGGGAAAUGACUAACAUGAUCCCCACUGGAUCCAUACGAGGAUAGCUCACAUUUAGGAUUCCUUGAGAAAAGAAUAAAGACAUUCUGAUCAGUAAUUUUAAUAUAAUGGACAAAACAGUCUCUGAGCAAACCUCAAAAUUGGAGAAGUACGUAUAACAAGAAAACAG